Molecule: messenger RNA, 708 nt
Organism: Porites evermanni
Lineage: Eukaryota; Metazoa; Cnidaria; Anthozoa; Scleractinia; Poritidae
Source: the annotation of a GenBank genome assembly
CUGUUUGGCACUGCUCCAGUACUGUUCAUAUUAUCCUUGUUAAUUUAUUCAUUGGCUCUUCAUUCUUUUAUCUUGCGCCUUAAUCCACUCAUGGCUGUCAAGGAAGUCGCUUUCGUUUUCGCCUGCUGGCUUUACCUUGCAAGUGCUACGUUCUGCAUAAACAACGAUGACUGCGGAUUUUUGGAGAAGUGUUGUAAAGAUAGCGUUUGUAGACAGAAGUGCGACUAUUGCUCUUUCAAUUACCAGUGUGGAACUGGAGAAUGCUGUUGGAGUGGCGACUGUCAGAAGAAAUGCUCGGAUGGCAAGUGUAGAAAAAACUGCGACUCUUGCUCGUACAGUUCGCAGUGUGAUUCUGAUGAGUGUUGCGAUUCGGAUGACACCUGUAAGCUGGUUUGUACUCAUAGCCUCACUAGCGCAGCCGUUGCAGGUAUUGUCAUCAGCUGUUUGGUUAUCGCCGCUAUUGUGAUUUCCAUCGUGGCUUGCUGCUGCUGUGCUUGCUGUCCAUAUUAUCGUACCCGCCACCCGGGAACAGUUGUAGUCGCACAACCUAUGGGCGGAUUCAUUGCAACAACUCAGUCAACACAACAAACUAUUCAGCCGCCGCCAUAUGGGGGAUACAAUCCUCCACCCCCGGUAUACAUGCCUCCACCCGCGGGAUACAACCCGCCACCCGCAGGAUACUAUCCACCUCCAGUUGCAGCAUCUUAA